CAUGGCCGGGAUUUUCGGGAAGAUUUUCGUGGGUAUUUACGUGGAGAUAAAACGGAGCGACGGACGAAUACACCAGGCGAUGGUCACCUCUCUGCACGAAGACAAUGACAGUGUGACUGUGGAGUGGAUCGAAAACGGGGACACCAAAGGGAAAGAGAUCGACCUCGAAAGCAUCUUCGCUCUGAAUCCAGAUGUUGCUCCAGAUGAGGAAAUACCACAGAGUCCCGAGGCUCCUAUUCCUCCCUCCAAUGUGGCCAAAACCAGCAAAGUGCCCAAGACCAAAAGAACUACAGCGAUACCCAAACCUGAGAAUGCUCCACGAGAGAAUAGAGCUGCAGCAGUAGGAACCACUCGGGCCCGUCCCAGCCAGCACACCCAGCCUGCAGACCCCCCCCCUCCAGCCAUCACACCCCAGACUGCUCUCAACCAGACGCAGACGCUCCUCCAGCAGCAGAACGCACGAAGGAAAUCCAACUGUGUGAAAGAAGUGGAGAAACUGCAGGAGAAACGAGAGAAGAGGCGACUUCAGCAGCAAGAGCUCCGAGAGAAGAGGGCACAAGAGGUCGAUGUGAAUUUACCAAACUAUGAAAUCAUGUGUAUGAUCAGAGACUUCAGAGCCAGUCUGGACUACAGGCCUUUAACCACUAAUGAUCUGAUCGAGGAGCACAGGAUAUGUGUGUGUGUGCGAGCGCGUCCUCUCAAUAAAAAAGAGCUGUCAGUGAAGGAUUUGGAUGUGAUCACCAUCCCCAGUAAAGACGUAGUAAUGGUCCACGAGCCGAAGCAGAAAGUCGACCUGACCCGCUACUUGGAGAACCAAACUUUCCGAUUUGACUACGCCUUCGACGAGAACUCCACCAAUGAAAUGGUUUACAGGUUCACCGCUCAGCCGCUCGUGGAGACAAUCUUUGAAAGAGGAAUGGCGACUUGCUUUGCGUACGGACAGACAGGAAGUGGAAAAACACAUACGAUGGGAGGAGACUUCUCAGGGAAGAACCAGGACUGCUCUAAAGGGAUCUAUGCACUGUCGGCCCGAGACGUCUUUCUCAUGUUAAAGAAGCCAAACUACAAGAAGCUGGAUCUCCAAGUGUUUGCAACAUUUUUUGAGAUUUACAGCGGGAAGGUUUUCGACCUGCUAAACCGUAAGGCCAAGUUACGCGUGCUGGAGGACGGGAAGCAGCAGGUGCAGGUGGUGGGGCUGCAGGAGAGGGAUGUCAAAUGCACAGAGGACGUCCUCAAACUCAUCGAAAUGGGAAACAGCUGCAGGACUUCUGGUCAGACCUCGGCGAACGCACACUCCUCUCGAAGCCACGCCGUGUUCCAGAUCAUUCUGCGUCGGAGGGGAAAGAUGCACGGGAAGUUUUCCCUCAUCGAUUUGGCGGGAAACGAGAGAGGAGCCGACACCUCCAGCGCCGACCGGCAGACUCGCCUCGAAGGAGCCGAGAUCAACAAAAGCCUGCUGGCGCUCAAGGAGUGCAUUCGAGCUCUGGGCCGAAACAAACCUCACACUCCGUUCAGAGCCAGCAAGUUAACCCAAGUGCUGAGAGACUCGUUCAUCGGAGAGAACUCCAGAACAUGCAUGAUUGCCACCAUCUCUCCUGGGAUGGCGUCCUGUGAAAACACCUUGAACACGCUGAGAUACGCCAACAGAGUGAAGGAGUUUGGGAUCAGUCCUUCAGAUAUUCCCUUCACCCAGAGCGGAGGCGGAGGCGGUCGAUCCGAACUCUCUCCUACUUACGAGUAUGAUCACUUUUUUCCAUGUGUUGUCAGGGUGAAGGAGCUCGCCGUGGAUCCCGCCGUGGCCCUGGAGAACCGUCAGGGAGGACACGUCAACCAGCUGGAGGUGCUGGAGGCUCAGUGGGGAGUCGGCAGCUCCCCGCAGAGAGACGACCUGAAGCUGCUCUGUGAACAGAACGAGGAAGAGGUUUCCCCGCAGCUCUUCACCUUCCACGAGGCCGUGUCUCAGCUGGUGGAGAUGGAGGAGCAGGUUCUGGAGGAUCACAGAGCCGUGUUUCAGGAGUCGAUCCGCUGUCUGGAAGAGGAGAAAGUGCUCCUGGAGAUGACGGAGGAAGUGGACUACGACGUCGAGUCUUAUGCAACUCAACUUGAACAAAUCCUGGAUCAGAAGAUCGACAUCCUGACCGAGCUGAGAGAUAAAGUCAAGUCUUUCCGCUCUGCACUGCAAGAAGAGGAGCAAGCUAGCCAACAAAUAACUCCCAAGAGGCCUCGUGCACUAUAG
Scomber japonicus (chub mackerel) is the source of this 2236-nucleotide messenger RNA. RefSeq names its product kinesin-like protein KIF2A. Gene Ontology annotation, biological process: microtubule-based movement. Bases 2 to 2236 code for a protein of 744 amino acids. The transcript has 21 exons. NCBI's taxonomy places the organism in Eukaryota, Metazoa, Chordata, Actinopteri, Scombriformes, Scombridae. Gene Ontology annotation, molecular function: microtubule motor activity; microtubule binding; ATP binding. The record is from RefSeq and is a predicted model, not a curated record.